This is a messenger RNA of Dibothriocephalus latus, 381 nucleotides long. The record is from the annotation of a GenBank genome assembly. NCBI's taxonomy places the organism in Eukaryota, Metazoa, Platyhelminthes, Cestoda, Diphyllobothriidea, Diphyllobothriidae.
AUGCCCUCGAGAACACUACUCAUCACCCUGUUGGUCCUGGCGUCGGUGAUCUUCCUAUCCAGAGUCCAUCCCAAAGGACAGAAAGAGGUUGAGCUCAAGGAAACGAAGAACAUGCUCGUAGAAGAAGAUUAUAAUGAUCUCCUGGAAAGUGCACUGGCAGAAAGUGACAUACCAGAGGACGUGGAGACGCCUGCAGAAAUUAAUAAUGAGGAGAGCAUAACAUUUCUGAGGACUGCUGAACCUGAGUGGUGGAGAAGGUUCCGUGAAAGAGUCCGUUCGACUGCCAAGCGAGUUAAGAUGAGCGUCAGACGAGCUUGGGAGGACGGUAAACUCUUUACGCCCCUGAUAGUACACACCGUGCUUCGUAUACCUGUUGCCUAA